CAACAACUGCUUACAACACGGUUAUGACGAGCUUUUAAUUCACAUUAACAGACUCACAGCUUCACUCGAAUACUGCAGUGCAUUCUGUCUUAUUGAUAUUUCCCGAAGUGUUUACAGCACUGCCAGUGCACUUAAGCUUGUGUGUAUUGACGGAAGACUCAGAACUGAGAGAUUUAAUGAUGACGACAUCAUGGAGCGAUCGACUUCAGGACUAUGCAGAUCUCCCAGCAAACAUGGAUGGACUGGCGAUGAAGAAAUACAGGAGAGAGGCCUAUCAUAGAGUGUUUGUGAACAGAAGUCUGGCCAUGGAAAAGAUUAAAUGCUUCGGCUUUGACAUGGACUACACUUUAGCAGUAUACAAAUCACCUGAAUAUGAAUCUUUGGGCUUUGAUCUGACUGUGGAGCGGCUGGUCUCCAUUGGCUACCCGCAGGAACUGCUCGGUUUUGUUUACGACCCCACUUUCCCUACAAGAGGUCUGGUGUUUGACACCAUGUAUGGCAACCUCCUGAAGGUAGAUGCUUAUGGAAACAUCCUGGUGUGUGCCCAUGGCUUUAUCUUCCUGCGAGGCCCUGACACCCGAGAGCUCUAUCCCAACAAGUUUAUCCAGCGUGAUGACACAGAACGCUUCUACAUCCUCAACACACUCUUUAACCUUCCAGAAACAUACCUUUUAGCCUGCCUGGUUGACUUCUUCUCAAACUGUGACCGAUAUUCAAGCUGUGAAACGGGCUUUAAGGAUGGAGACCUCUUCAUGUCCUUCAAGAGCAUGUUCCAAGAUGUUCGAGACGCUGUAGACUGGGUACAUUUUAAGGGAACAUUGAAGGAGAAAACAGUAGAAAACCUGGAGAAGUAUGUUGUGAAAGAUGCCAAGUUGCCAUUGCUGCUGAGCCGCAUGAAUGAAGUCGCAAAAGUUUUCUUAGCCACCAACAGUGACUACAAAUACACAGAUAAAAUUAUGACAUACUUGUUUGACUUCCCCCAUGGUCCAAAGCAUGGCACUCCACACCGUCCGUGGCAGUCAUACUUCGACCUUAUCCUAGUGGAUGCUCGAAAGCCUUUAUUUUUUGGAGAGGGAACUGUUCUAAGACAGGUGGAUACGACUACAGGGCGGCUGAAAAUAGGAACAUACACUGGACCUUUACAACAUGGCAUUGUUUACUCUGGAGGUUCUUCUGAUAUUAUGUGUGACCUGCUCGGAGCAAAAGGGAAGGAUAUUUUGUACAUUGGAGAUCAUAUUUUUGGAGAUAUUCUUAAGUCCAAGAAGCGACAGGGUUGGCGGACGUUCCUGGUGAUUCCUGAAUUGGCUCAGGAGCUGCAUGUGUGGACAGACAAAAGCUCUCUGUUCGAGGAACUGCAGGGCUUGGACAUUUUCUUGGCAGAACUAUACAAGCAUUUGGACAGCAGCAGCAAUGAGAGGCCAGAUAUCAGUGCCAUCCAGAGAAGAAUGAAGAAAGUGACUCAUGACAUGGACAUGUGCUAUGGGAUGAUGGGAAGUCUGUUCCGCAGUGGCUCUCGGCAGACUCUGUUUGCGUCUCAGGUGAUGCGUUACGCUGACCUGUAUGCUGCCUCGUUCAUCAACCUGCUGUACUACCCCUUCAGCUACCUGUUCAGAGCCGCUCACGUGCUGAUGCCUCACGAGUCCACAGUGGAGCACACUCAUGUAGACAUAGAGACUGAGUCUCCUCUGGCCACACGCAACCGUCACUGUGUGGACUGCAAGGACAUCGACUGCAAAAGAAACCAGCUCACACGCUCCAUCAGCGAAAUCAAACCGCCCCACCUGUUCGCUCACCCGCCGCAAGAAAUCACACACUGCCACGACGAAGAUGAUGACGAAGAGGAGGAAGAAUAAAUGUUUUUGACCUAUUCUAGGGUAAAGAUCUGUAGGAUGAUGAUGAUAGAGUGAUGAGGAUAUCGUGUGAGGUAGAAAAGGAAGAGUGAUUGUAUGAAGUAGACUAUAAUUGCCAAACCAAGCUCAAAAAGCUGAUGUUCACAGUACCAGACUUCAGUUCACCCUAACUGACAGUUUCCUCCGUUAAAGAGAACUAAUACAUAAGUUUGUUUAAAAAAACUUUGCGAUCUGGAAUUGUUUAUCAGUCACUAUGAAAGCACAUAAUGUCAUGUGAUAAACAUCCAGUGGAAACACAGUGGAAGGGAUACGCACUCUACUGUGAACUGAUGGUAAAACUUAUGAGUUUGCAUGCAUCAUACAGCCAGCAUGCUGGGAAAGACUCCGAAAAAUCAAAGCCAGUUAGGACGAGUGUUAAAGUCUGUGAUUGAAUCCUUACAGAUGCACAUCUUAUUUUUAGGUGUGUUAUAGUCAUUUUUUACUAUUGUUUAUAGUUUUUAACAGUUUAGACAUAACUUUCGAAUAGCCAGUCCAUCCAGCUUGGUUACUACCUCCUGCAAAAACUGUAUCCAAUAACUGUUCCUUUAAAAAAAAAAAAAAAAACCUCUCUCUGUGUGUGUUAAAGCUGUGUGUGUUGGCAGGGUGUUUGUGUUGAAGUCCUGCGUGUGUUGAGAAUCUGAAUGAAGCACAGAAAACCGAAGCACGGUUCAUUGUGACGUGCAUAAGGAAGUGCAGCCAACACAAGAAUCCAGUUACUUGGCAACAGCAUGCAGCUGCUUUUUUUUAGAGGUUUGUUGUUAACAUCUUGGUUUUCAUCUUUUUUUUUAAUGCAGAGAUUUUGGCUAGCACUAAUGCUACAGAGUAGCAAACAGAUGCCUCAUAUAUCAUGGCGCAAAAUGAGUCCGAACACACACAGACACACUGCUCUAAUUUUGGAAGCGAUGUCACAUUGAACAAUGACAUACUGUAUUUUUAUACUCUUAUAUAAGCUAAACAGAACGGUCUAGUUUUGUGUCAAACAUUACGUGCCAUUAAUAUCUGCCUCACAUAAGACAGAUGCAAACUAUUCAAAUAUACGUACAGUAAGUGACCUUGUUAUGCAAAAAAAUAUUUAUAAAACUGUGUUUUAUGACCUGCGCAGCUUGUUAUUACACAUCAGUAAAAGUAAAGUCAUUGAGAGAAAAAGUACAAAAAAGUAAACCGCUGGACAUUGUGAAGCUGAUAGGUUGAGAAUGUGCUGUUGCUUUGGUGACUGUUUCUAUGGAAAUGAAUGUAGUCCUGGAUAAUGUUUUGAACUCUGUUGAUGGUUUACUGUCAUGUGGACCAAAACGGUAUAGAGAAAUUGUGUUUGAUUUAGCUUCAAGGGUCCCAUUAGACACUUUUAGGUGUCCCCACAGCAAGUAUGUGGAGUUUUUAAAGAAAUAAACGUUGUUCUUGAGUAUAAUGGUGGUUCACGGUUUAGAGAGGAAGCGGUUUUAGCUGUGGGAAGAGUUCCAAGUGCAUGAAACGGGUAGAUUAGGAUGGUUAGUGUGACUUUUAUAUGCAUUAAUCAGAGAUAGUAUGUAGGAUCUGAUUGAAUGAAGCUACCCAAUCUAUAGUGUAACAUGUAUCACUCGUAUGCAUAUAAAUGUAUUAUUUUUAUUUUAUGAGAAUGUCAUUUUUUAUUUUUUUUUGGUAAUCGUUUUUUUUUUUUAAGGGAAGACCAAGUUUGUUUAAAGUCUAAAGGUUUUUGGUGAGGCCCAAAAAGGGUUUUCAAAAGUCUGUUUCCAAGGAAGCAGUAAAAGAGACAUUUUUAAAUGUACAAUGCAUAUUUUAUGUGUCAGUUUUGGUUUAUAGUUUAAAAACAACUGGACAUCCUAAAACGGGGCAGCUCUUUCAAAAUAUACUUGUCCUUGUACACAGUAUAGAGAAAGUGUUUUUUUUUUUUAGGUCCUGAUUAAAAAAAAA
This is a messenger RNA of Sinocyclocheilus grahami, 3797 nucleotides long. Its product is annotated as cytosolic purine 5'-nucleotidase-like. The coding region runs from base 177 to 1853 and encodes 558 amino acids. Lineage: Eukaryota; Metazoa; Chordata; Actinopteri; Cypriniformes; Cyprinidae. Gene Ontology annotation, molecular function: 5'-nucleotidase activity. The transcript has 19 exons. The record is from RefSeq and is a predicted model, not a curated record.